Messenger RNA from Austrofundulus limnaeus, 1265 nucleotides. RefSeq names its product tetraspanin-3. Lineage: Eukaryota; Metazoa; Chordata; Actinopteri; Cyprinodontiformes; Rivulidae. Bases 141 to 902 code for a protein of 253 amino acids. The transcript has 7 exons. Gene Ontology annotation, cellular component: plasma membrane. The record is from RefSeq and is a predicted model, not a curated record.
UCGAGCCUGGAAGGAUCCGCACCGCCAGGCAGCAGGCAGGACCGAAGCCAUUUUAUUAUUUUAGCAGCAGCAGAGCUGCAGGUGCACCGAGGAAAACAUUUUAAAACAACAGCAGUUUUCCUGUUGGCGCCAGCGACACGAUGGGACAGUGCGGGAUCACUUCGUCUAAAACCGUCCUGGUUUUCCUCAACCUGAUAUUUUGGGCUGCAGCUGGAAUUUUGUGCUACAUUGGAGCCUACGUGUUCAUCACAUAUGAUGACUAUGACCACUUCUUUGAAGACGUGUACACUUUGAUUCCUGCAGUUGUGAUCAUAGCUGUGGGGACGCUUCUGUUCAUCAUCGGCUUGAUUGGCUGCUGUGCAACAAUACGUGAAAGUUCCUGCGGCUUGGCAACGUUUGCUGCGAUUCUCCUGUUGGUGUUUGUGACGGAGUGUGUGGUGGUGGUUCUCGGCUACAUCUACAGGGCAAAGGUAGAAGAUGAGGUGAAUCACUCCAUCCAGAAGGUUUACAAUGAAUACAGCGGCGCCAACAGAGACGCUCCCAGCCGUGCGAUCGAUUACGUGCAGAGGCAGCUGCACUGCUGUGGUAUUCACAACUACUCCGACUGGAGGAACACACGCUGGUUUAAAGAAUCCAAGAACAACAGUGUCCCAGUCAGCUGCUGUCAGCCCAACAUCAGCAACUGCACAGGCACCCUGACUCGACCCGCGGAUCUAUAUCAGGAGGGUUGUGAAGCUCUUGUUGUGAAGAAAUUAAAGGAGAUCAUGAUGUAUGUUAUAUGGGCUGCAUUGACUUUUGCAUCUAUACAGAUGCUGGGCAUGCUUUGCGCCUGCGUGGUUCUGUGCAGGAGGAGCCACGACCCGGCCUACGAGCUGCUCGUCACAACCAACAGCUACGCGUGAAGGACGCAGCCGCUCAGAAAAACAAACAAACAUGAGCAUCACCGGACAUGUUCACCGUAGAUUUCAGCUGUAGUUCAUAAAGCUAAAGCACAUCUUGCACAACUCAUUAAAAAACAAAAAAGAAAAAGUAGCGAACACUGACAAUGAGUUUUGGUUGAGCACGGUGCUCAGUGAGAAAAUCUCUUAUUUAUUGACAUGCUCUCUACGUUGCUGUUAUAUUUUAUUUUAUUUUAAAUACUGACCUACAUGUGAAAGCCAAAGCUGUAUACGGCUUAAUAAUAUUACAAUUGCUGAUUUCUUGUCUUUUAAUUGUUGGUUAAUGAAAUUUAUGUUCAUCCACAGUGAUGAUGAUGAUCAUGAAGU